AAUAACACAGUAUUCUCUCUGAACUGUGAGAAGCUCUCUGGGGACAUUGAGCCAAAAGGAAAAAUAUUGUUUACCAUUCCAGUUGUGAAGUAUGAAUUAAAUUUUAGCAGAGACUUGAAGUUUGCGUUUGGUCAUUCCAUAGGUACGACCCGCCCCCCUCGAGACGGAGAAGUCCCAGGGGUGGAUUACAACUUCCUAUCUGUGGAGGACUUUCUACAACUUGAGGAGAGUGGGACCCUUCUGGAAAUAGGAUCGUAUGAAGGUAACUAUUAUGGGACCCCCAAGCCGCCAAGGCAGCCCAUCAUUGGGACCUUGACUCUCAGUGAUGCAGGCUUCCAGCAGUCCACCCCAAAGCGCACCAAGUCCUACAAUGACAUGCAAAACGCUCGCAUAGUGCCUGCUGACGAUGACGAUGACGACCAGGCCACGGAAAUGAACAACAGUUUUACAGGUAACCCUAACGACCAGGAUGAGAGCCGUGGCAGCAUCCUCCGGCCGUAUCCUGCCCGUGACAAUGCUCUGUCCUGUGGUCUGAACAAUGCGGCCACCUCCACAGCAGAAAGCGGCCAGCAAACGCUCGCUGAACCGCAGGUCUCUCCAGAGGACCCGCUGGGCCCGCUGCCUGAAAACUGGGAAAUGGCCUACACUGAGAAUGGAGAACUUUACUUCAUAGACCACAACACAAAGACCACAUCAUGGAUGGACCCACGAUGUAGAGACAAAGCCUCAAGGCCUUUGGAAGAGUGCGAGGAUGAUGAGCUGCCUCCAGGAUGGGAGAGAAUAGAUGACCCUGUCUAUGGUGUCUACUACGUAGACCAUAUAAACAGGAAGACCCAAUAUGAGAACCCAGUGGUGGAGGUGCGGCGUAGAAAAAUCCUGGAGCAGCAGCAACAGCCGCAGCCUCCAGAAGAGUGGAUAGAGGAGCACUCCUCAGCAGCUGCUCCACUGGCAAACUAUGCUCCAAACCACUUGGAAACCUACAGGGACCCACAAGUCCCACCGACUCUACCUCCCGGCCCUCCAGGAGUCAAACGAGGAAAACCGUUCUUCACAAGAAAUCCAGCAGAACUUAAAGGAACCUUCAUCAACACAAAGCUAAAGAAAAGCCGCCGUGGAUUUGGCUUCACUGUGGUUGGCGGUGACGAGCCGGAUGAGUUUUUACAGAUCAAAAGUCUUGUGCUGGAUGGGCCUGCAGCUGUGGAUGGCAAAAUGGAGACAGGUGCAGUACCCAACCAACAUCCACAGAGGGCACUGUUUUCAUUUAGUAAAAGUAGCGAUGUGAUAGUCAGUGUGAAUGACACCAUUGUGCUGGGCUACACCCAUGCUCAGGUGGUGAAAAUCUUCCAGUCCAUCCCCAUUGGCUCCAUGGUGGAUCUGGCCUUAUGUCGUGGUUACCCGCUGCCCUUUGACCCUGACGACCCCAAUACUAGCCUGGUGACUUCAGUGGCGAUCUUGGACAAGGAACCAAUCAUCGUUAAUGGACAAGAGACGUUUGACUCGCCUGCUAACCAGAUUGGACCCAUUAAUGGUAUGCGAGAGCCACGAUCACACAGCCCCUCAGCGGAGGUAGCAUCCAAUGGCUCACACGGCUACUCCACGGAUGUGGUCACCCUGGCCUCGUCCAUUGCCACCCAGCCCGAGCUGAUCACCAUCCACAUGGAGAAGGGAGACAAAGGAUUCGGUUUCACUAUCGCUGACAGCCUGACAGGAGGAGGGCAGAGGGUCAAGCAGAUAGUGGACUAUCCACGGUGCCGUGGCUUGAAAGAGGGGGACAUUCUGAUGGAGGUCAACAAGAGAAAUGUCCAGAAUAUGACUCACAAUCAGGUGGUGGAUCUCCUGAGCAAAUGUCCCCGAGGGAGUGAGGUCACAAUGCUGGUGCAAAGAGGAGUGGUGCCAGCCAAGAGGAGUCCAAAGCUGGUGCACCAGUUGGAGAGAAAAGACAGUCAGAGCAGUUCUCAGCACAGUGUGUGCAGCCAUCGCAGCACCCACACUGAUUCUCCCAGCCACCCACCCUCUGCCAUGCCCAGUGAGGCGGUGGCUCCCACUCCUGCUGCCCCCACCCAGCCUCUGCCAGGCCUGCCCCCCCAGGACCCCACAGAUGGCACUCCCACCUUGCAGAAGAAGCCAGACCCUUUCAAGAUCUGGGCACAAUCCAGAAGCAUGUAUGAGAGUCGAUUGCCAGAUUGCCAGGAGCAGGACAUCUUCCUUUGGCGGAAGGACACAGGGUUUGGAUUCCGUAUCCUAGGAGGCAAUGAGCCCGGGGAACCUAUUUACAUCGGACACAUAGUGAAGUACGGGGCUGCAGAUGAGGACGGGCGCCUGCGGUCAGGUGAUGAGCUCAUCUGUGUGGACGGCACAGCAGUGGUGGGCAAGUCGCAUCAGCUGGUGGUGCAGCUGAUGCAGCAGGCGGCCAAACAGGGCCACGUCAACCUCACCGUCAGACGUAAGAGCACCGGAUACGGAGUGUCAAAAGGAGAAGGCGAUGUCCCCCCCUCGCCCGCCUCCUCCCACCACAGCAGCACACAGGCGCCCAGUCUGACAGAGGGCAAGCGGACCCCUCAGGGGAGCCAGAAUUCCCUCAACACCGUCAGCUCUGGCAGUGGGUCCACCAGCGGCAUAGGCAGCGGUGGCGGAGGUGGCAGCGGGAGCGCGGUGGUGCCGGCCUCCCUGCAGCCGUACGAUGUGGAGAUCCAGCGAGGAGAGAACGAGGGUUUUGGUUUUGUCAUCGUCUCAUCCGUUUCCAGGCCUGACGCUGGCACCACUUUUGGACGCAUCAUCGAGGGCAGCCCGGCGGACCGCUGCGGCAAGCUGAAGGUCGGGGACCGAAUACUGGCUGUUAACGGCUGCUCCAUCACCAACAAGUCACACUCAGAUAUUGUCAACCUGAUCAAGGAGGCCGGAAACACGGUCUCACUCCGGAUCAUCCCAGGCGAUGAAACUUCCAAUGCCUCUCUGCUGACCAACGCUGAGAAGAUAGCUACUAUAACCACCACACACACACCUCAGUCCACAGAACCCCGAAACAACUCAAAGUCAAAAGGAGCUCCUCCUCCACCCCCCUCACAAAUACAGAUGACACGGGAUGCAGAAUUCUAUUCUGUGGACCUUGAGAGAGACAGCAAAGGCUUCGGUUUCAGCUUGAGAGGAGGAUGCGAGUAUAACAUGGACCUUUAUGUGUUGCGACUAGCAGAGGAUGGGGCAGCGGUUCGAAACGGCAAAAUGAGGGUGGGAGACGAGAUUCUGGAGAUUAAUGGUGAGAGCACAAAGAACAUGAAGCAUUCACGAGCCAUUGAACUGAUCAAGAACGGUGGUAGAAGGGCAAGGCUUGUCCUUAAACGGGGUGAUGGAUCUGUACCUGAAUAUGACGGCAGCAGUGACGGGCACCCUCCCACACCCGGGGCACAAAACACUCCGGAAGUGAGAAAGCUGCCUCUCAACAGCCGAUAUCACACCUCAUUGGAGUCCAGUUAUCCACCAGACCUUCACAAACCAUCAUGCCUGGAGGAGGCUGUGCGUGGCCGAGAAAUGGACAGGAACAGGGACAGGGCUGGGUCAAAUCCAAUGGACUUCCAAGGCCGGCAAUUUAACCCCCAUCAUCAUCACACGUGGAGUAACAAUCACAGUCAAAGUAUCCCCACACAGCAGUCUCCUGACAACAGUAGCAAUGGCAGCAAGAAGAGCCGAGGACGCAAAGUCAAGAAGUCUGAGUCGGAAAGCGGCAUUUCGAAACUCCUAAAGACUCUGAGGAAGGACAGCUCAGGGAAAAAGGCUGCAGCUGCCGAGAAACUGAAGGAGCGAGAGAUCGCAAGUACUUCUAGGCUGGACGGGAGGAUUCAGCAGCGUCGUGGCUCCCUCGACCGCUCGCCAACCAGGAAGCGCGGCUCAUCACCAGACCGUCGCCGGGCUAAAUCGAUGGACCGUCGGGCAGAGCGAGUGCAUCGCGACUGCACGCCUGAGAGGGACAACGAUGAUGGAGGGUUCCUCGCAAUCACCCCCGAGCGGAAGUUCUACGAGCGAAGACUCCUUAAGGACUCUGAGAUGACUGGGCGAGUCAGGGAGGCUUCAACCCCUGAGCGCGCCAACAACACUGGGGACGCCUCGUCUCUGUCCAGGGGCCGCACACAUGACAGAGCCAUGAAGAAUGGCAACCUUCUGAGAGACUCGUCCUCAGAGAGGAGGGAGGCGAGACACCGUCCGAACGGGACAAUGGAGAGACGAAGCAGAACGGAACGGGAUUCAUCCCCUGACAGCAACUACAGCUGGGACGAGCUGAACUAUGCAGCAGCACCGAGACUGACAGACUACUACAGCAUGAUGAAGAACAACGCUGCACACAACAAUGCUGCCUAUAACAACGCAGGCCAUAACAAUAACACAGUGGGCCGCAGCUCAAACCAGAUCCCUGAGCCCAAGAGAAGGCUGUACAAAGAAAGCCCUAAAGACCUCAGCAUCUAGACCAGAGCAGAGAUUCCCCCGCCACUCUCUCCUCUAUCUGUGCUAACUAUGUACCGUACACUGGAAUUGGACUUCUAACAACACUAACUCUUGUUCUAUAUUCGGUCGAAUGGUUUAUUGACUAAUUUGAUUAACUUAAAUACAUGUUGUCCCAACCAUAAAUUCACAAAACAGCAAGAGUACAAUCCUUAUAUCAGUUUAUACUGGUUGUUUUUGUCAUUGUUCUAGUUAUUUUGAACAUAACAAAGGUUGUUGUACUAUAGUAAAGGUAUUGUAUAUGCCUGCAUAUGAAAUCAGUGAUAUUGCUUUUUGUAGGCAUUGCUGACUCUAAAUAUUUGUUCCCUCAGUGUUAUGAACCAUGCUACCAUUUCUGGUAACUAUUAACUGCUGAGCUUCUUUUCACUUGUUUUUAGAUAUCUUUUUCAGUCCCAAAUUGCUUUACUGAACAAACUAUAGCACAAGACAUAUAUGGUUCACAACUACUGUGGAAAUAACAAGAGUUGAAGCGAAUGUCUAAAUUUCAAGAUCAGGUGGUAAAUUUAAAAAAUGAUAUAUGACAUAUUUUUCAAUUUGGCACAAAUCCUAAGCAAACUGCAUUCACUCUUUAAGGACCGAGGUAGAAAUGGAAGGAUGUCCAUUUAUGACGUGUGUCAUUGAGGUGUUAGAUGGCCUGGCCCCGAUUAUUUGGACAAAUACAUGCUUUUCAGAGACUAAUAAAUAAGAGAGGGGAUGUACAAAACAAACUUUAUUAUUGUUAGUUUCCCUUAAAGUGGGAUAACAAAAAACAACACAGUUAGCUUUUCUAUGAUUACAGUUAGGAUGUGGAAGGAGCUUGAGACACUUUAAAUUAAAAGCAAAACUAGUCUUUGUUGUUGAAAAUUAUUCAAAUUCGUUCUUGAUUCGUCAAUUUCAAAACUUUCAACUUAAAUUUAAUUCAAUUAGUCUGCAUAUUACUAUAAAAUCAGCUGUAGCUGUCUUAAAGUCUGUUUUUUAUAUUCCAAAAAAAGGAAAUAAAUAUAUGAAUUAUCCCUUUGCAAGAUGCAUGUUUGAAUCAAAAUGUAGUAUAACCACAUUAUUUGAUGGUCUGAGUGAGAAUAACUGAUAAAGAACACACAGUGUAAUCCCACACUAAUUGUUCGCCCAGUCCUGAUGUUUAUUGUGUACCAACCACCUCCAGGGCCCAACAUUAAUAGCUGAUGUGGUUUGUUGUGAUGGUCACAUAGGAAGAAUCCUGGUAAAGGAGACGACUAAUCUGCCAUGCUGAGCCAUGCUGUUAUGUCACUGAAGUCUGACUGCUGCUUUUUAAUGUGUUUUGUGUGUAUUCUCUGUUUGACUUUUCAUUUAUGAACUAAGAAUAUGUUGGAUAAACCACAACAAAAGGAUUGCUUCAUCACUGUUGUCACAAUGGUACUGUAUUCAACAGAAAUAUAAUUCCCUGCUCCCCCAUCCCCUAAAAAAAAAACACCUUUAAGAAGUUGGCCAUCACCUGUUGAAAAGAAGAUGUAAAAAAAUGAAAUCCAAUAUAAAUACUACGAACCUGUCAAGAAGUAAAAUGUUGCCUUUUUUCUUGUACAAAAGAGAAAUUUAUGGAAACCUCUGGAGUGAGGAAUGUGAUAUUGUGUUUAUAUCUCAGAAAUGGACCUGAUGUUGAUUUAUGAGAAACAUGUUGAUUUACUAUGGAUCAGGUAUGUAAAGACAUUUUAAAAAUGAAAGACUGUAUUUGGUCAAUCCGAAACUGAUGUUUUGAAACUCUCUUGAUGGUUAGCCUGCCUUUGUAUUAUAAAGCACUUGUAUGCAGUCUGUGUUCUUCAAGCAUUAUUUCUUGCAAUGUGCUCCAGACAUAAUGCUGUCUCUGUGUUGAUAAAAGCAGUACAUGUAUAUGGGCCAAUCUUUUUUAUAUAACUAUGCAUAUAUAAAUACUACAUUGUUCAUAGCUUUAUUUGACCCAUGAAGCUAUACAUAACAUUAGUAAAAGUACAAGUAGAUGUGGACUUAUCCAGCUUCUUUCCUUGAGAUGGAUUACAAUGUAUAUGUAGCUGUCAAAAGAAGUCUGUGAAUGCUAUUUUUAUUAUCAAAUAAAGUUUUCCAUUC
Messenger RNA from Menidia menidia (Atlantic silverside), 6546 nucleotides. The record is from the annotation of a GenBank genome assembly. Lineage: Eukaryota; Metazoa; Chordata; Actinopteri; Atheriniformes; Atherinopsidae.